AUGGAGCCCUCGGGUGACACGCCUGGUAGCGACGCGAAUCCCGAUGUUGUCUCAAAUGAAGAUUUUGAGACCCUGAAGUACCAACUGCUAGGUCCCUCUCUCACCAAGGCGGGUCAAGACUCAGUUGAUCAGCAAAAGGUGUCGGAAAUCAUUUACAAUGCCUCCAAGGGGUCUAAAUUCUUCAGCCACGAGCAGGAUCGUGAUCGGAACCUCACAUCCAAGAUUGAGCGGAUAUUGAAACAGAAAGCCCGGUUGGAGAAGUUGGAUCUCAGCCAUGAUCUGCGGCGAGCAGAUGAGUAUCUUGCCGAGCUGGAACUCAGCCGGGAUCUGUCGCAGCACAUCAUCCAUGUGGACUGCGAUGCGUUUUUUGCCGCAGUCGAGGAGCUGGACCGACCCGAGUUAAAGACCGUGCCUAUGGCAGUCGGCAAAGGUGUGCUCACUACCUGCAAUUACGUCGCAAGAAAAUUUGGCAUCCGAAGUGGGAUGGCCUCGUUCGUGGCCAAAAAGCUAUGCCCGCAGCUGGUUCUGUUAUCCGCAAACUAUGAAAAAUACACCGAUAAAGCAAAGGAAAUCCGUGCUAUCAUGGCAGAGUACGACCCUCUCUUUGAGAGUGCAAGUAUCGAUGAGGCCUAUCUGAACAUUACUGCAUACUGCGAUGAAAAUCAACUCGAACCCGACGAGGCUGUCCAACGUAUGCGAGCGGAGAUCUUAGAAACCACUCAGGUUUCUGUUUCCGCCGGAAUCGCUGCCAAUGCCAAGAUCGCAAAGAUUUGUUCAAACACCAACAAGCCAAAUGGGCAGUUCCGGGUCCCAAACGAGCGUCUUGCGAUCAUGGAAUUUAUGCGUGAACUACCAGUACGCAAAGUCAAUGGUGUUGGUCGAGUUUUUGAACGCGAACUCGAAUCAAUAGGCGUGAAGAAAUGUGGCGACAUCUUCCCCCAACGAGCACUUUUGACAAAGCUCUUUGGUGAGAAGGCUUUCCAAUUUUUAGCUCAAUGUUACCUCGGUUUAGGACGCACAAAGAUUGAGCCGGUCGAAAAUCACGAACGCAAAAGUGUGAGCACUGAGACCACCUUCCAUGAACUCGGAGACAAGGAGGAACUUCGCGCAAAGUUAUGGUGGGCUGCCCAAGAGCUUGAAAAGGAUCUCGCCCGAACUCAGUUCAAGGGCCGCACGCUUGCUCUCAAAGUCAAGCUUCACACUUUCGAAGUGCUAACUCGUCAGACGGCCCCAUCUCGUACCGUUUCACGAGCCAAGGAUUUGUACUCUUUUGCGCUUCCUAUGUUGACGAAACUGGAGAAAGACAUCCCGGGCAUGAAACUACGUCUUCUCGGUUUACGGUGCUCAAACCUGGUCAGCACCCAAAAGGCUGGAAUCAACUUCUUUGGUCCGGUCGCUCAACCCAGGCCUGGCUCCAAGUGUGUUAACGAGCCAACUGUCAGCAUCGACGCAAACCAUGAGAUUGAUGCCGAGGAGGCAUUCGAAACAGCCGCUCGUCAAGAGGUACAAGACGAAAUGAAUGAUUUGGAGCAAUUGAGCCAAGAUGCCCCUCAUGUGUCUUCUUCUUGUCAACCCGCGGACCCCGAGGAGCCCGAGGCCGCUGAAGAGCCCAAUUUAUGGGAAUGUCCAAUCUGUGGCCGGCCUCAGAUUGCGGAUGAUAGGACUUUCAAUGCGCAUGUUGAUUUUUGCCUCUCCAAGCAAACCAUCCGCGAAGUGGUGCAAGAUGCGGAGGACACAGAGACCAUCCCAAUGCCAACCGCUAUCAAAAAACGAAAAUUGCCACUUCCAUCAGGUGUAUCCGAAUCCGACCCCAAGCAAAAGCGGCUGUUUUUCCAAUGA
This is a messenger RNA of Penicillium brevicompactum, 1839 nucleotides long. RefSeq names its product Y-family DNA polymerase. NCBI's taxonomy places the organism in Eukaryota, Fungi, Ascomycota, Eurotiomycetes, Eurotiales, Aspergillaceae. Bases 1 to 1839 code for a protein of 612 amino acids. The transcript is spliced from 2 exons. The record is from RefSeq and is a predicted model, not a curated record. Gene Ontology annotation, cellular component: nucleus. Gene Ontology annotation, biological process: error-prone translesion synthesis. Gene Ontology annotation, molecular function: DNA-directed DNA polymerase activity; damaged DNA binding.